Molecule: messenger RNA, 1578 nt
Organism: Ilyonectria robusta
Lineage: Eukaryota; Fungi; Ascomycota; Sordariomycetes; Hypocreales; Nectriaceae
Product: general substrate transporter
Exons: 4
Coding region: 1-1578 (525 amino acids)
Biological process (GO): carbohydrate transport; transmembrane transport
Cellular component (GO): membrane
Molecular function (GO): carbohydrate:proton symporter activity
Source: RefSeq, a predicted model, not a curated record
AUGGAAGGCAAGACUUCGAUUGGAGGCUCCUGGGAGGCCACAAUAGAAGACGCCAAAGCUGCCAACGCCCACGAACACUCUCUCACUGUCCGCCAAGCUCUCAAGGCCUAUCCGUGGGCUGUCUUCUGGUCUCUGAUUGUCUCCAUGUCCAUCAUCAUGGAAGGCUACGACACCAUCCUCAUCGGCUCGCUCUACGCCUAUCCGAGCUACGCCCGCCGCUUUGGUGCACAAGAUGCGGCCACGGGCACCUACCAGAUCGAGGCCAAGUGGCAGAGCGCCAUGGGCAGCGGACCUCAGGCCGGUGCCAUUGUUGGUGCACUCUUCAAUGGCUUCCUCAUCCAGCGUUAUGGCUACCGGCCAGCCUUCAUGUUUGGCGUCAUCUUGAUGGCAGCCUUUGUCUUUGUCUCCGUGUUUGGCAUGUCCGUUGAGCUUCAGGCCGUGGGUCAAAUCCUCUGCGGUAUUCCAUGGGGCAUCUUUGCAACUAUCGGCCCUGCCUACGCUUCCGAGUUGUGCCCUCUUCCUCUGCGAGCCUACCUCACCGCUUACACGAAUAUGUGCUUUGCGACGGGUCAGCUCAUUGGCGCUGGAGUCCUGAAAAGCUUCAUUGACCGAGAGGACGACUGGGCCUGGCGCGUUCCGUUUGCCCUUCAGUGGCUAUGGAUUCCUUUCCUCAUUGUGGCUUCCUUCUUUAUGCCUGAGUCGCCCUGGUACCUGGUGCGCAAGGGCAAAUAUGCCGAAGCGGAGAAGAGCGUACUGCGAUUGACGGCAGAACAUGAGAAGCCACAUGCUCGAGCGCUUGUAGCCCUGAUGAUCCACACCAACGAUAUCGAACGAGAAAUGGCCGAGGGUACUUCUUACUGGAACUGCUUCAAGGGCGUGGACCUGCGUCGAACUGAGAUUGCAUGCGUCUCUUUCCUUGGCCAAAUCACUUGUGGAGCCCAAUUUGCCUACUCUGCUACCUACUUCUACCAGCAGGCUGGUUUGGACUCCGAAACCGCUUACAAUCUGAACCUGGGCGGUACUGGUAUUGCGUUCUGUGGAACGAUUGCUUCUUGGUUUCUGAUGAGAUACUUCGGUCGGCGCGUUCUGUAUCUCACAGGCAUGUCUGGCAUGAGCGUGUGGUUGUUCAUCAUCGGUGCCUUGGCUACUAACACCCACAACCCGGCCGUGAAAUGGGUUCAGUCGGUUCUGUGUGUUGUCUGGCUUCUGACCUUUUCUCUUACGGUUGGGCCCGUCGGCUGGGCUAUUCCGGCUGAAGUGUCUUCCACCCGUCUUCGUUCCAAGACUGUGGUGCUGGCCCGAACCUCAUACUAUGUCGCACAAAUUGUCGCCAACGUCAUCCAGCCCUACAUGAUGAACCCGAGCGCCUGGAAUUGGAAGGGAUUGACUGGUUUCUUUUGGUUCGGCUUCGCAUUCCUCACAGUUGUUUGGGCCUUCUUCCGCCAGCCCGAGACAAAGGGACGAAGCUACGAGGAGCUCGAUCUCAUGUUCGAGGCCAAGCUACCUACAAGGAAGUUCAAGAGGUAUCAUGUCGAUGCAUACGUCGAUGAUAAGAGCAACCGCCUGCAAGAGUCUUAG